UCAGGUGUGUCCAGUCUGUAGUCAGUCUGGGGUCAAGCAGGUCGCAGAAAUCGUUCACACAGCGAAUACUUCUCUGCGGCUGCAAGUGGAUAUUAUAAGCAGGUCAGGGUGAUUAUUUGGCUCUUAUGAUCCAUGCGGCCUCUAUAGGCUCACUCAUCUUCUCUUCUGAUCCACACAAAGUCUACAGGCAUGGAGACGCAACUAGAGGACCUGAGGCAGCAGCUAGAAAAGCAAUGUCUGAUUAACCAGGAGCUGCAGAGGCAAAACAAAGACUUGGAGCAGCGACUCCAGGAGAAAGAAAAACUUUUGCAGGAGCUGCAGGGUCAAUAUCACGAGCUUGAUAGUCCCUCCCAGAGCGAUAAUGAACCUGAGUUCAGGAAGAGCCGUGCAGCUGUCAUCUCUUCCGAACCAAUCCCUGAAACCCUGGACAUUGCACGCACCGGGGUCAAGAAAACUGUCAGCGAGACAAGUCUGAUCGUCAAAGCCAUCCAGAAGAAUGACUUCCUGAGCCGUCUCGAUGAUGAGCAAAUAGCCAUGAUGGUGGAUCUCUUAGUGGCAUUUGACUACAGCCCCGGGGAUGAAGUCAUUAAAGAGGGUGUUGAAGGAGACAGCAUGUAUAUAGUGGCAGAUGGUGAGCUUUGUGUCACCCAGGCAGGCCGGAACCUCCGAACCCUAACCAGUGGUGAUGUGUUUGGGGAGUUGGCCAUCCUGUACAACUGCAAACGGACAGCGACAGUCAAAGCAAUGACAAAAGUGCGUUUGUGGUGCAUGGAGCGACAGACUUACAGGACUAUCAUAACGAACAAGUCCAAGAAGAAACGGGAGCAGCUCAUGGGUUUCUUGAAGACGUCUCGUACUCUGAAGGACUUAAAUGAUGCCCAGUUAUCCAAAAUCAUUGACUCCAUGGAGGAGGUGAAGUACCAGGACAAAGAUGUUAUAGUUCGAGAAGGAUCCGAGGGAAACACAUUCUACAUCAUCCUUAAAGGAGAGGUCCUAGUGUCGAAGAACGUGAACGGCCAUCAGAAGCAGAUUCGUAGAAUGGGAAAAGGGGAGCAUUUCGGGGAACAGGCCCUCAUACGCGAGGUGUUGAGAACUGCUACCUGCGCUGCUGACGGCCCUGUUACCUGCUUCUCCAUAGACAAGGAGGUAUUUGAAGAGACAAUCCCCAUAGAGCACCUGGAGCUUUUUGAUGACUCCAAAGUGCUGCAGGAGGCAAAGGCUCCAGAAAAGUCUGGUCCCAGCUCUACUCUGAAGUUUAAGGACCUUCUCCCUGUGCUGUACCAGGAGGGUCGAUAUCAAGGAGAUCCUGUCACCCUUGGAGUUGGAGGGUUUGGCCGUGUUGAGCUAAUGACCACACUGGUCCAUGGGAAAUAUUAUGCCAUGAAACGAGUCAGCAAGAAGCACAUUGUGGCAAAGAGACAGGAGGAACACAUGCUGUUUGAGAAGAAGAUCCUUAAAUCCAUCCAGUGCGACUUCAUCGUCAGGCUUCAUGCAGCUUUCAAAGACUCACGAUAUAUCUAUAUGGUCAUGGAGUUCUGUGUCGGUGGGGAGAUCUGGACCAAACUCAAAGAAGUAGGGCGUUUCGAUGAACCCGUUGCUAUGUUCUGCACUGCUUGUGUGGUGGAGGCCUAUGCCUACCUGCAUAAGAAGAACAUCAUGUACAGAGACUUGAAGCCUGAGAACCUGAUGCUGGAUGUGAGGGGUUACGUCAAACUGGUGGACUUUGGCUUUGCUAAAGAGAUGGUGCGUGGUGAAAAAACCUACUCAUUUGUUGGUACUCCUGAGUACAUGGCCCCCGAGAUCAUCAAGAACCAGGGACAUGAUUUCGCAGUCGACUUUUGGUCCCUUGGUGUCUUGAUCUUUGAGCUACUGGCAGGAAGCCCCCCCUUUUCAAGUUCGGAGCCUCAGAAGAUUUAUGCCAAGAUUUUGGAUGGGGUGCUCAAGUAUCCUCCUUACUUGAGCGAGGCAGCCAAGUCCAUCAUUAGUAAGCUGUGCAGACCUCGACCAGGUCAGAGGUUAGGUAACACCAAGAAUGGCAUCAAAGAUAUACGGCAUCAUAGGUGGUUCAGCAGUAUGAACUGGCACAAGCUGCGUAUGUGUCAGCUCGAUGCUCCCACAGUCCGGCUCAUACGCAAGGGCCCCUGCUAUAUCAACUUUGAUCGUUUCGCUUAUGACCUGGCGAAGGCAGAAGAGGAAUUCUCUGGUUGGGACCGUAACUUCUAACUUCUGAGGGUUAAGGAUCAAAGGCCUCAGGAGUUGCCACAAUCAUCCACAUAUUGAUCCACACCAGAAAAGAUCUUGCCAGCUUGAAUUGGCUUUCUCAAGACUUUGAUUAACCUCAGUUUGAGCCAAAACAAGGUUAUUGAAUCUACUGAAAUAAUAUGCUUUAGAAUCAUAAUAGGGAGGUGAACACACACCUUUGGCUACGCGCCUGCAUCUAGA
Scomber japonicus (chub mackerel) is the source of this 2442-nucleotide messenger RNA. RefSeq names its product protein kinase cGMP-dependent 3 (gene prkg3). Gene Ontology annotation, biological process: protein phosphorylation. The record is from RefSeq and is a predicted model, not a curated record. The transcript is spliced from 22 exons. Bases 190 to 2223 code for a protein of 677 amino acids. Gene Ontology annotation, molecular function: cGMP-dependent protein kinase activity; ATP binding. NCBI's taxonomy places the organism in Eukaryota, Metazoa, Chordata, Actinopteri, Scombriformes, Scombridae.